Molecule: messenger RNA, 2812 nt
Organism: Anneissia japonica
Lineage: Eukaryota; Metazoa; Echinodermata; Crinoidea; Comatulida; Comatulidae
Product: lariat debranching enzyme B-like
Exons: 9
Coding region: 258-2042 (594 amino acids)
Biological process (GO): mRNA splicing, via spliceosome
Cellular component (GO): nucleus
Molecular function (GO): RNA lariat debranching enzyme activity
Source: RefSeq, a predicted model, not a curated record
GUGUACGGGUUGACCAAAGUGGGUUCGGGUUGUUUGGGUACGGAUUGAACGACACCAGAUUUCUACUACUAUAGAGAUCAGGGGUAGCCGCAUGCACCACCACCACCACCACCGGCACGCGUAGACCACUGUUGUUGAAUGAGCUAGUUGGCUAAGACGUUUUUGGCCGCGGGACAAUUUGUAAGUAUAUUUAUGACCUACAAAUUGGCCCUGCUUUUUGCUGUGGUUUGUACACAUUGUUAAAGAAAUUUGUGAAGAUGAAGGUUGCAGUAGAAGGAUGUGCACAUGGCGAGCUUGAUAAGAUAUAUGAAACUAUCCAAUAUCUGGAAAAGAAAGAGGAUAUAAAAGUUGACCUUCUACUCUGUUGCGGAGAUUUUCAGUCUGUAAGAAAUGAAGGGGAUCUGCAGUGCAUGGCAGUGCCAGAUAAAUAUAAAACCAUGAAUUCUUUUUAUAAGUAUUAUUCAGGUGAGAAAAAAGCACCAGUUUUGACAUUGUUUAUUGGAGGUAACCAUGAAGCAUCAAAUUAUUUACAAGAGCUGCCAUACGGAGGAUGGGUUGCCCCAAACAUUUACUACUUUGGAUAUGCAAGUGUUUUAAACUAUGGGGGCCUAAGGAUAGCUGGUUUAUCUGGUAUCUACAAGCAACACGACUACAAGAAGGGCCAUUUUGAAAAAGCACCUUACAACCGCAGCACAGCACGUAGUGCCUAUCAUAUUAGAAAUCUAGAAGUCUUCCGCUUCAAACAGUUGACUCAAUCACCUGACAUCAUACUUUCUCAUGAUUGGCCAAGGGGAAUUUAUCACCAUGGUAACAAGGACCAGAUUUUCCGCUUUAAACCAUUCAUGAAGGAUGAGAUUGAAACAACAACACUAGGGAGUCCUCCUGCAGAAGAGUUGCUACAUGAUCUACAGCCUGACUAUUGGUUUUCAGCCCAUCUUCAUAUCAAAUUCCCUGCCAUUGUUCGACAUCAGAACAAUGAUGGAGAAGAAAAGAAGACAAAAUUUCUUGCGCUGGACAAGUGUCUGCCAAGACGUCAAUUCCUUCAGGUGUUGGAGAUACCAAGCCAGGAAGAUGCGCCAUAUUCACUUUCUUAUGAUGCCGAAUGGCUAGCCAUACUUCAAGUCACUAAUGGAUUAAUGACAGCCUCGCCUAAGCUGGUUCAUAUGCCUGCUCCUGGUUACAAUGCCAAAUAUGACUACAGUGUCACUGCAGAACAGAUGGAUGUGGCGAGAAGUUCUAUGGGAGAUACGUUAAGGAUCCCUGAAAAUUUCACCAAAACAGCAGAAGCUUAUAAUCCAAGAAACUCAGUCGGAAGAGCACAACAGCCGAGUGCAUGUGUGAAUCCACAAACCACAGAAUUCUGUGCAAAGCUUGGACUCAAAGAUCCCUUCUUCCUUGGGGAUAGUGGAGACAAUUUUAAAAUUUCAAUGUCAGAUGAAGCUGCUGGUGAAACUUCAAUUAACGAAGAUUUUAUUGAUGAUACCAUUUUAGAGACAUCAGUAAAUCCUGAUGAAAUCUCGAUAAAUGAUGAUGAAGAUGAUGACGAUGAUGAUGAUGAUGACGACGACGACGACGACGAAGACGACGAAGAUGAUGAUGACGUUGAUGAAGAUGAUGACGAUGAACUAGUUAAAGAAGUUUCAAUUGAAGAAAAAAAGGUUUUGUUUUUGGAAGAUGAAUUUAAAGAGGAAGAAGAGGAGAUAUUAGCUGCCAUUAGAAGGAGAAGUGGAUCAACAUCCUGUAAAGAUCCCUUAUCAUUGGACACAAGUAGUGAUGUUCUGUUGCAAAGUGAAGUUGACAGUGACAUUGGUAGUACAGUACAUGACAUUGCAAACCUAACCGAUGCAGGUAAAACCUCAGCUGAUACAGAUACUGACCAUUCAACUUCCUCAUCUCUUGAGAAAUUUAAAAGACGCAAUGAAAGUGUAUAUUCAUCACAGGAUGAAGACACAGACUUUAGCUCUAGUUCAACCAGCCCGGGGGUAAAAAAGUUCAAGCGCAGAAACUUAAGCCUUUAUGAAAACAGAGAUGAAGACUUGUAAUUUUUAUCAAUUGUAAUAAACAAUCCAUAUUUGCCUCACAAAAAUGAUCUACCAUUAUGAAGGAACACAUAGUAGUUUUGGGAGAAUUUCAGUUUUCGAAAACUUUGAAGGUAUGUUAGUGCAUUUUCAUGUGGAUUUAUCAUUUACAGCUGGCACCUGGAAUAAUUUGCAUAUUAACCAUAUUCACCUUUUAAUGAAUUGCUUUGUAAUAAACUCAUUUAUUUAUUUGCUUUGUCCAUAAAUGUUUGCAUCCUAUAGUCAGCUGACACCUGAAAUAAUUUGCAUAUUAACCAUAUUCACCUUUUAAAUGUAUUGGGUUGUAAUAAUCUCAUUUAUUCAUUUGGUUUGUCCGUAAAUGUUUGCAUCCUAUAGUCUGUUCCACGGUGCAGAAUUUGGGUUACAUGGUCUGCAAAUGAACUGAUCUGUAAGAUAUAUUUGGUAGAUAUACAUGCUCCGCCAAAUGUACAGAGUCCUUAAACAUAUCCAUGGUUCCUUGGUAUAUAGUUCUUAAACUUACUAUUGCCUGCUAACAUAAUGUUAUGCUAAAUUUACUUUGGGGUAGGGAAAGUAGUUUGAAGUGGGGGAGGGGGUAAUCAAUAGUGUAGAUCUGCAGAAGUGUUUACUGAGGUUGGUAUUUGAAAAACAAUAACAACCUUGUACUUAUUAGUUUUUUACUGUUUUAUUACAUGAUCAAACAAUUGUUGAUUUUACAUAUGUACUUUAGUCAUUUCUUUUUAUGUAAUAAACUUUUUAAUUUUAAUAGAUAGGUA